AUGUUUCCUUCAUCUUUGUCAAAUUCAUCCUCCACACAAUCCAAGGAUCAUCGACACCAUGACGACUAUCAACAACAACACCAUCAUCAUCACCACCAAUUGCAAACAAAUGAUUCAAAUCGUCAAUCGGGUGGAUUUUCAAAAAUCGUCCGUGAUUGUGUUUUAAAUAAUUUCACCAAUGAAGACUCGAAUGCCAUGGUGGAUGAAACUCCACCUUUACAUUCAACCUCUCAACAAGCAUUUGAACAUACAACCACUCAACCACAUCCUCUCUUUCAACGUCCUGUCAACUUGUCAAUUUUUACAGAUCCAUGGAAAGUUGAUGAAGAAGUGGACUCUACAACGACAUUUAAAACAGAUUCAACCAUAACAAAACAAUUAUUAGGAAAUAGAUUGGUGUAUUCUAUCGGAGAGAAUGGAAUUGAAAACGUGAUUGUCAAUGACAUGACUGUCAACAAUGAUCAUCAAGAUGAUACUUCCAAUGUAUUGAAAUUAAAAAAGAAAGAAAUUAGUGUUUUUGAUCUUGAUUUAACAUCCAUGCAAGAUGUUGGAAAGGGUGCAUUUGGAAGUGUUUCUAUUGUAAGAACCAUUACUCCUCCAUUCUCAUUCUAUGCCAUCAAAAGAAUUCCAUUUAAAUUAUCCGAUGAAAAGAAUAUUUGGAGAGAGUUUCAUGCCAUUUAUAGCAGUCAAAGUGAUUUUCUCGUAAAAUUAUAUGAAUGCUUUUUUAGAGACAACUUUUUCAAUUUGGUGAUGGAAUUUAUGAAUGUUGGAAAUUUUUCAAAACUUAUCGAACUCAUGAAUACUCAGAAAUUCUUUCUGAUCAAGACAAUAGCUGAGAAACCAAGUUUAUUUCCACCAAAUAGCUCAAUAACCAAUGCAGAUUAUCCAACAACGGCUGAAGUUUUCAAAAAUGUUGAUGUUCUAAAAUCGAUAUGUGGACGAAUUAUUAAAAAUCCGGCGAAAUACGUACAACGGUUUGCGGCUGGAAAUAUUCUCACAGAGAUGGAAUGUAGUAUAAUGAUACGUAAAGUAUUGGAGGGAUUAAGAUAUUUAAGGAAAAAGCAUAUUAUUCACCGUGAUAUUAAAGUAAUUCUUGUAAAUUCUAGAGGAGAAGUCAAAAUCACUGAUUUUGGACUUGCCAACAUCAAAACAACCUCCGGUGGUGGCAUUAGUUUCAUGUCCGAUUACUAUACAAUAUGCGGAACAACAGUUUACCUGAGUCCAGAACGGCUUCUUGAACAGCCUUAUAGUUAUGACUGUGAUUUGUGGAGCAGUGCAGUUGUGUUGGUAGAGUUGUUUACAGGCAAGAAGCCUUCGGUUACCUUUCCAUUCAAGUGGAAUUCCUUUAGUGACUUUGAAAAAUUUGUGACAUGCCACAUUACUGAGCUACGAAAACACUCUGCUUCUCAGGUCAUGCUUGACUUUGUUUCCAGUUGCUUGAAGGUGGAUAGAAAACAAAGGCCAACCUACGACGACAUUUUGAGACAUCCAUUCAUAACCGGAUAUGCACUGACAUUGACAGAAGAGCAACAAAAUGAUUUCGUUCUACAGACACUCAGUGAGUACAUCCUGCCGUUUAUUAACAGCUCUCGGCAAUAA
Messenger RNA from Naegleria fowleri, 1599 nucleotides. RefSeq lists its product as uncharacterized. Gene Ontology annotation, molecular function: MAP kinase kinase activity; ATP binding. The transcript is spliced from 6 exons. Gene Ontology annotation, biological process: protein phosphorylation; MAPK cascade. Lineage: Eukaryota; Heterolobosea; Eutetramitea; Acrasida; Naegleriidae. The coding region runs from base 1 to 1599 and encodes 532 amino acids. The record is from RefSeq and is a predicted model, not a curated record.